Molecule: messenger RNA, 4781 nt
Organism: Plodia interpunctella (Indianmeal moth)
Lineage: Eukaryota; Metazoa; Arthropoda; Insecta; Lepidoptera; Pyralidae
Exons: 11
Coding region: 151-1614 (487 amino acids)
Cellular component (GO): tRNA-splicing ligase complex
Source: RefSeq, a predicted model, not a curated record
GCAAAAUCGGCUGCACUCUGCCGGCAGCAUUUUCCCUUUCGUUAGUUUCUUCCAGCGGCAUUCGAAAAAAAAUUUGCAUUUGUAUUCCGUGGAAAUUUAUACCGGUCUGCAAAAUAAUUCCACCUCUCGGUAGUUGGAUUACUAAAUAAAAUGGAAUCUGAUAUUCUCGACAGCUUAAAUGACUUGGGAUAUGAAGGCCUGCUCUUAGAUGAAGUGGCACUUCUCAAAGCCCUGGAUGGUGGCGUUAAAUCAUUGGAGUUUACCAAAUUGGUGCACAUCCUAGCGGCGGAGCUGAAGCAGCUGUGUAGACUGGAGGAGACCAUCAAUGUCAUCAGCGAUCCGGAGGAAUCUGUUGCAUUCCUGUUGGAGUUGAGCUCGUUUUUGAAAGAGCUUGGAUGUCCGUAUAGGAAAUUGACUACAGGUCACAUGUCGUCCCGCUUGCAAAAGAAGGAAGACAAAGUUCUUCUGCUGGACUAUCUAAUAUCAGAGCUCAUGGCUGCUCGGAUGGUCAACAUUGACUGUCCCAAAGACAAGCAAGGAUCUGCCAUGGAGAUUGUUAUGCAAGAGUCUCCAACAGCUAGAGACCUAAAGAACAUUCUCAUUUCACUGAAGUUCAACAAGCCUCCACCGAACAUCACCGCUGAGAUGCUGUUCUCUAAACUGGAAGCCAAACUUAAGGACACCUUACAGAAAGAAGGUGACCAGCUAGUGGGUAAGCCGUUAUAUAACAAAGCAUUAACAGAAAAAGAUUGGAAACAACUGGAAGUGACCUUCUCGGAAAUGUUUGAGGAGUACAGGCUCAGAAGGGAGACUCUGAUCACUAGACUGGAGUGUACUAUACAGAGUUUUGAGUGGUCAGAUCGUCUGAAGACAAAAAAAGACGCGAUCCAAUCAACAUACAGACCGAAACGCGAACAACUCAAAGUGAAGCCGAACAUUCAGCUGUCGGACUUCCUCGCGGCCAGAACUUCUCUGUUGCAUGUGGAGAAGACUUCGAGCGCGGCGGUGAGGAAGAACACGCAGAGCGAUGUCAACAAGGUUAUAAUCGGGCAGGUCCCGGACCGCGGCGGCCGCCCGCACGAACAGCAACCGCCGCCGCCGGAAAUGCCGUCGUGGCAACAGCGGACUCCAGCCGGCGGUGGUCGCGGAGGGAGGGGCGGGGGCGGUCGUGGGGGCGGUGGUCGCGGUGCGGUGGGAGGGGGAGGGGGAGGGGGCGACCGCGGCCGCGGGGGGAGGGUGCAGGGGGGGUACAACCAGAGCGGGGGGGACCAGGGCAGACCACAGACAAGUCCUGCUGCGUUUAACCAGAACAGAAACUACCAAACGUAUGAAGUCCCCCCGGGCGGUUACCAAACCAACCAUAGCCAGGGUUACGAUCGCAACGGCGGUUACCAAGGCUACAAGCAGGGUUACGACAGUUAUAGUAACCAAGGACAAGGAUAUCAUCAAGGUAACACCGGCGGUGGCUACAAGAACUACCAUUCGCAAGGCUACCAAGGCCAGGGCUACCAAAACCAGGGCUACCAACAAGGCUAUCAGUCACAAGGCUAUCAGAACGAACACGACGACCGCGAUCGCCGCGGCAGGGGGGGUUACAGGGGGGGGAGGCGUUGAUAGCAGAAGUAUAUUAGGUGUAAAACUAGCACGUUACGACUACUGAGCUACUGAGUAAGAAAUUAUUUCGUAAAGGUUUUUGAAAAUAACUAGUUGUUCGCCGCGAACUUAAGACCACGCGAACGCAUUUUUUUUUUUUACAAAAUUGUGAAUAUUCUUUCACAUGCAACAAAAAUACUAAAAUUUAGAGGUAGACUAUCAAUUAAUUUUAUAGCUUUUUCGGAAAUUUAUUUAUUUUUCAAUUAUUUAUUUCCCGAUUGUAGAGAAUGCUUUUAGCAUUAAGUCCGCCCUCUCUAUCAUUUUUGUGAAUAAAGUUUGAAUAAUUAUUUAUAACUAAUUAUUGGCAUUUUGUCGCAGAAUGUAUAAAUUAGGCCUUUUUUGGUUUUCUAAGUACUCUCUGGAUAGUGCCUAGAUGUAGAGAGGGACAUUUUGCGAAAGGGACAAUAAGCGACCAGCAGCUAUUGAGCCCACUAAUAAAUCAUUUCCGCUGUGGAAAUAAUAUUAUUUUUAUUUAUUAUCUUCUUUCCAAGCUCAGUGAGUACUACUUAUCGUCUAGUGCUGUAUAUUAUUAGUAAUACGUGUAGGAUGAGAUUUUUAAACGAGUGUUUUAAAGAAUCUUCGCUCAUGUGGGAAUUUCGGGAUUAAAAGUACCCUAUGUGUUAUCCCAGGUUAUAUUUCAUUACAAUCCAGUAGAUUUUGCGUGAGAUAGUAACAAACAUACAUACACAUAUGUGUAUGUAUGUGUAUAUACACGUACAUGCAGCCUCGCAAACUUUCGCAUUUAUAAUAUUAGUAAUAUUGUAUACACACAAUAUAAAUGUAUUCUUUGGAGGACAAUACUAUAAUGUGAUUUGAGUAUCUCUCGCGGUGUCUUACUUGGUUGUGACGCCCGGAAGCCGGAAAAUUAAGAAAAUAUUCAUAAUUCUCGUUUUGAAUCUCUUCUGUACGUGACUCAAUAAUUAUGUAAUACUUAUUUGAUUUUGGUGUGCGCAAUUGAUUUUUUACAAGAUCAGUACGAAAUUUUCGUUUUUGAUAUUAUUGUGAGAUACGAUGAAAUUUAUAUUUAAGUAACUCAAAAUUCUUGUCUUUGUCUUUUUAUCGAGCAACGGUAGAGACAGGGCUUCUUUCAUAUGUGGCAAUAUUAAUAAGAGAUCGGCCAUGUUGAAAAAAUGUAAAUAUCAAACAUGGAAAGAGUUAUAAACGACGCCCUCGGUGGCGCAGUGGUAAAGUACUUGCAUCUGAACCGAGAGGUCCCGGGUUCGAUCCCUGGUCGGGUCAUGAUGGAAAAUGAUCUUUUUCUGAUUGGCCUCGGUCUUGAUGCUUGUCUAUAUAUGUAUUUGUUAUAAAAUAUAGUAUCGUUGAGUUAGUAUCCCAUAACAUAAGUCUCGAACUUACUUUGGGGCCAAGUCAAUCUGUGUGAUUUGUCCGUAUAUAUUUAUUUAUUUAUAAACUGAAAAUUCUCAUAGGCGAUGAAUUAGCAAAUUAUCACUAUUCUCUGUUCCAUCCACGAUACAGCUAAAUGUGGCCAUAGAGUAUUGCAAUUCUUUAACCUGUCUAUCCCGUAUAGGUAAAGAUGUGAUACUGUUAUCUGUAAUUUCGCAUGUCGCCAUAUUACAAAACAAAAUGUCUAUAAAUAUUGAUUUAUCAUCAUCAUUAUUAUUAUUAUUUUUUAGCAAAUGAUGUAUUAAACUAGGUAAUAUUUAAUUGUAUUAAAAUUGUGUCGAUCUCUUUAAAUGUUUAUUUAAAAGUGUUUUAUUCUCAUUAUCUUAUUUAAGUUUGGAAAUUGUAACUACUCCGUUAUUCAUGAAAAGUCAAAGCAUCUUUUAAGCUAACGUAUGUUUUGUCUCUAUUGCACUUUAUAAUAUUUGAAUUAAUGACAGAAAGAGACGAAACAUACUUUAGCUAAAAAUAUGCUUUAACUUUUGCAUAAUAGGGAUAAAAUGAAUUUUCAUAUUAGACCUAAAACGACUAUAGGCUUCCUCCAUAGCAAAUAAUUAUUUGUAAUGUCUGUAAAGAGUAGAAAUUAAAUUAGGGCGCUGUGUGCCCUUGACUGGGAACACUGAGACGAACAACCAAUCCUGACCAUUAUUUCAAUGGCAAAAAUGUUGUUCUACGCUUUUAUAUACUGUAAAUAGUAUUAUCGUGAUGUAAUAAGUAGUCCCACAUUACGGCCACUCCCUGCCUCCCGCUGAAUACAACCCGCUAACAUUCACUUACCGAGACGCGCGCAAACCUCGUCAUACGUUCCCAAAUGCACCGCGAUCAUAUCAUCGAUACUUAAGUCAGUACAUGAAGCUAUAGGUAAUACUGCAGAGCCGGUUAUAUUGCUAUCUCUUUCAUCUGUUGCCCGACUCCUUGCGCGGUUAAAAAUAUAUACGUUAUACUUAUGUGUGUUACUCGCAAUAUAAAAGAAAGAGAGGUCGGACCACAGAUGAAAGAGAUAGCAAUUUAAUCGGCUGAAAAAGUCCAGUCUUCGAAACUUGCAUCAAAAAAUUCUUAUAAGAUCGGGCUCUACUAUAACAGAUAGCUUCAUUAUGUAGUGUGGGUGUAUAUAACAACGCAAUGUAAUGUUUCAUACAUUUUCGGGAGUGUCCCAUAAAAGCGACCGAAAUAUAUAUAGUUAAAUAUACAAAUAUUGCUUGUUUUAUAGUAUAGGAUAACAAACGAAACACCUUUUCUCAAGUUUGAUAAUGUACAAGAAUCAUUUGGCGCUAAUAAUGUCUAUAUGCUUAAAACAUCUUAUUUAGACAGAGAAAACUACAACUACGUCAUAUUUUUCGUUUCGCUCAAACAAGAAAGAGAAAUAAAAUUGCAUUGGAAAUACACGAGAAGAAACGGGCCAGUGCGUUAAUAUUUUUUGUCUCUCAUUGUGUGACUUAUUUUACAUCGUCCAGUCUGUCGCUUUGUAUGAGAUGGGAGCAGUUGUAUGGAAAUGUUCCACCUCAUUUGGCUACGCCCAUCGUCUUUAGUCUUUAGUUAUUUAAAACGUACCUAAAUGGCGCCCCCACUAAUGCCAAAUGAUCUUUGUACUGUGAGCCCUAAAGUCACACGAAAUAAAUUUUAUUAUUGUUAAUGUAAAAGAUGAUUAGACAAUUUAAUAGAAUGCGAACUGAUAUUAACUUAAGUACUGGAAUUACUAUUACUGUUUAAUAUAUUUUUAACUCAAA